GCGCGUUCUUUCGCGCUUGUAAUUUCUCGUUACUUUCACCGGGAUCCAGCUCAAGAUCCCAUUAUUUCACAUUUCGAGCGCGAGACGAGAUCGUAACCGAUGGAGGAUGACGUUCGAUGGAACGCAAGAUCCGUUGUCUCGCAUCGUCGAGGAAUGGCGCGAGGAGGACGAGCAGCGCGUCGGUUUUCCACGCUAAUCGGUCGAAGGGCGGCGACCUAGAAAUCGUUAUAGAUAGAACGCUUUAGAGCUUUAAGAGAAACUUUGAUCGGCUCUUUCGAACGAGUACCGACCGUUUCAAGGAACCCCCGAUCUCGCUCGCGAUUUCGGUCGCGAAAUGGACCCGCUUUCGUCAACCUCCUCGUCAACCUCCUCGUCAAAAUCCUCGUCAGCGUCCUUGUCAUCGUCAUCGUGGUUAACGUGGUCGCCGUUACCCUCAUCGACCACACUGCCGCCGUGAUUCGAACUUGACCAAGAGAUAUCAAGUCUUCGGACGGAAGGACGACCAAUUUUUCAACGAAGCGCCGCACCGCUGGCCGAUUAUCGUUGCGCAUCAUGUUCGGAACGAAAUUGCGUACGUGGAUGGAAGCACAUAUCGUGCGAUCGAAGAAGAAAAAGGAUCGAAAGAAAGGAGAGAAGGGGUUUGACUCUAAUUGCAAUUCCCCCCGAAAUCACGGCUCGCAUAGGUCUCCCGCCUUGCAUCAAGUGCACCCGGUAGACUCGCCGUCGAAAAACGUGGACGGAAUUGGGUUGCACGGCGAGGAGGAGGGUACACGAUGCGGUACCGUAACCGCGUCCUCGGGUACGUGCGCGGGCACCGGUAGCGUGAAUCUCUCCUCUCCGGAAAGCGCUUAUAGCACCGGAUACUCGACGGACGGCACCUCGCCUGGAACCAGCUAUCCACCGGAAUAUUACAUCAACAUCAGGACAGGUACUCAUUAUUUCCAAAGCAACGCCAACUCUGGCACAGGCGCAACCGCUGGCAGCAACUGUAGUAACAACGGUAACAACAACGGCAAUAGCUGCAGCUGCAGCAGCAGCAGUAACAACAACAAUAACGACAAUAACGAUCACAAUCGCAACGAUAACGCGAGGUCGAAGAAACCGAUCGUCUCGUCGGAUCUGCCGGUUGCCGCUUUACUCUCCGCGCGUAGACAUGGAAGGUUCGAGGGCAAGGCGGAAACUUCCGCUUCCACCUCUGCUACGGUGUUCUCUUCGAGGAACAUGACCAUGGGCCACGAGCUAUCGCCGAGAGACGUUCGAACCAACAACGCUCCGAGCAAGAUCAUAGAGGAUCAUCGUUCGACGGACGAGGACAGGUCUGGCCAACGAAGAGCAGUGCCACAAGAUAGGUAUUAUCGACGAACCGAGUCGUUCUCCGCCGAAUCCUCGCGAAGCAACUUGAUCGUGCCACCUUCUUCCAUACCACCGCCCUUACUCUCGCCGACCAUCCAGUCGCCCAGGGAACGUUCGCGGAUUCGUACGAAUCCGUGGUUGUCGGCCAACUCUUCCGGCUCAAGCACAACCGGUUUCAAAUCGAGAUUGAACCUCGAUGACACCAGCAGCGGCUCGGGCCUGAAACUCACGGAAUCAUCCGGAAGCGCGAGCGACAUAAACGCGAGCAGCGGCGUGCGAGUGGGACGUGCCAGAAGGGAGUUAAAGCAGGAGAGUCUUAGCGCCGGGAGGAGUCCGAUAAAUCAAAAUUGGAGAAUAGCAUCCGGUAUGGAGAUUCGACCAAAGAUAGCGUUGUCCGUGCAACGACGUAGCAGCAACAGCAGUAGCAGCAGCGGCAACAGUGGUACCAGCGGUGGUAGCGGUAGUAGCCGCGACAGUAGCAACGUUAGCAACGGUAGAAACGAUAGCGGAAGUAGCACCAACGAUAGCGAGGAUGAGAACAGAAACGGGAAUAAUGGAAACGAGAACGUGAACGGAAACGAUUCGUCCGCGUCGUCCAUCACGCGAAGCGUCAGAUCGUCCGAGGAUGAUAUCACGUUGAACGAGAUGAUGGGCAAAUUCGACGAAAGUUACGUUUACGAGAAGGAGACGGACAUUUUGUCCGACAGCGAUCCGACCGAUUGCGAGGAUUACAUCGAAUCUCUGUCGGAUCUGGAUGCCGCCCGAGAUGCCGGCGAUGAGAAUGAUCCGUUCGACAACGACGAUUUCGAUUACAUCGACAAUGGUUCGUUUCUCGAUCUCGGCAACCUCGAUUGUACCGGACGCUUCGCCAAUACCGGUCACUGUACCUAUUUCGCCUUCACCGGCGAGCUCGCGCGACGGAGCAGCAAAUUACGAGAGUCGUUGAUGAAGCGCAGAAACAAAGAGGACACCGCGAUGCUUCAAAGAACGAUCAGCGCGAAGAACACCGUGAAAAAUACCGCGAAGAAGCAGAUCGUGCGGCACAAGAAACAACCGGAUGAGAAGCAGCCGAACGAUAAGCGAAAAAAGAGAUCCUCGCAACGUCGGAAAUUGAAUUUUGACAAGCGUGAUUCGGACUUGGUUCCACUCGGUGUCGUCAGCCAUAACAACGGCGACAACGGCGACGAUGACGACGAAACGGCGAAUCUAAAUCGCGUCCUGGUGGAAAGAAUGUUGCUUAAGAACUCGGGUUUCAAUCAGGGUAGUAGAAGCGUCGGCGGUACUCCGAUCUGUUUGCGUCGCAAGAAACACGACGUGAAUAAAAAUUUGUCGCCAUUACGAUUAAAUGACAAACGAUCGCCGACAGUCCGUGUCGCUACCGGAGCUCCUGAUGUCGUUAAGAGACGAUCGAACUCGGUAAGCUACGUGAAUGGAAAUCUCGUGAGACAACGGAUAACCUCCACCGACAAAACCUACAUGACCACGUUCGCCUCCGAGAUAGCUUUGAUGGAGGCGGACAAGGAAGCGGACAAAAAAUAUCGGGAGCUGAUUCUCGAAGCGGAAAAUAUUCUGGUGAAUAUGCAAAAGAAUCAAAACAACUUGCCUAUCGUACCGUCACCCUCUCGAAAGCUUCACAACGGAUUGGCGAACAAACGCGUCGAACUAAUCAAAAAUACAGAGUUGAACAUCGAGCUUGCUCUUUCCAAAAGCAGAAAUUCUCAACCGGAGUUGCAAAGUGGCAGCAUCAAAGAUCUCGAGCAUACCAGUCCCAAGAGACAGCAAUUCGUUCAGUCUUGUUCCCCGAUGCGUCGAUUCAUCGAACGAAACGCUUCCUCGCCAAUCGGUGCAACGACGGCGGCAACGGCAACGACAACGAUGACAGCGGCGGCGGCGACGAUGACGACGACGACGACGACGACGACAACGACGACGUCGUCGUUCCAAUCGAGUUCGAUCAAAUACCCCGUUGACUCUCCUCUCGUAUCGCGAAGGACGCCGAACCAACCUGAUAGAAGUUCGCCUGAUAGAAGUCUGCUUAGUUGCUCUCGGUCGAGAAUUUACGAGAAUCAGAUUCCCGAUGAUUACGACGGACGGAGAACAACCGCGAUAGCAACACCAGUGACGACGACAACGACCACGGCAAUGGCGACAACGGUAGCAACAGCAUCACUAGGAAUGUUCAACUGCAACGGCGGUAUCCUCGAUUCGAACGUGGAUCGAUACGUUGCGAAGUCCCAAACUUCCUACGUCGCAACGAACAGACCUUGUGCCACUUCACCGUUCGGAGAUUCUCUUUCCGGUAUAAAUCGGAAGGAGUUUCAUGCUUCGAGAUCAUGCAACGUCGUAGGUAAGGAGGAAGGAGUGACGUCGAGUUCGUCGGAUUCGGAGGAAAAAUGUGACAUUAGAAGACGACCGCCGCUAAUGACUUUUAGGUCAGUCGAUAUGGGUCCUAUCAAAGAAGGAUCUUCCUAUUGUCCGCAAAGCGAACCGGUGAAAAGAAAAGUAUAUGCAGGAAGUGCGACCUAUGGUAGGAUACAGAAAACUUUAGGAGAACACGUUACUUUGAGAAAUUCGGACGGAGAUACCGCCACCGAUGAUACCGACGACUCGAGGAGAUCUCUGAAAGAAAAAGUGGCAAGGCUUCGACAAGAACGGCUAGCCGCGAACAUGAGUGUAAAUACUCAAGACUCGCAGAUGUUUCAACACCAACUCUCCCAAUUGCGUAGGCAAAUGCUAAUGCAAACUAUCGAGGGUUUGAAGCGAAGUCUCGAGGAUCAAUCCGCGACUUUGAAGCAGACGUGCUUGGAACCGGUAAUGACCGAUCGAUUGCCCUGAACCGAGCGCGCGGAACCAAAAAGAAUCGACUCCCUUCUCGCGUGGAAUUGGCUGACGAUCGGUAAAAACCUAGUCGUCAUUGAGACACGACGAUGAUUCACGUAUCGAAAAUUAUCUACGAAGCGAUUAACUUCGCAACGAGAAAUUCCGCGUGGUACGCUUAUGCUCUCCUUUUUCGAGCAACAUUCUACCGAAUUAAUAAUGCGUGAUGUUCCCGAAAUAUCUGUCGAGUCUCCGAAGAAGCACCGAUGAUCGACGCAGUCUAGCCGAAUUUCUAUCUACCUAAUCGUUUAGAAGGGAAUCGAUAUAUUUUUCUGCCUGUUUACACACAAACACACACGGUAAGAGAGUCAAAAUUAAGAAUAUUAAAUAUUUUCUGGGCAUUGUUCUCGCAUUGUUUGCUCGACACCAUGUGAAACGAUUACACAGCUACUGUACGUGAUUGGUUCGAGUUAUGAACGAGAAUGAACGAGAAUGAACGAGGCAAGUGAAAAAAGAAAGAGAUACCUUUCCUUUCUUUCGAUUUAAUCUUGCCAUGGUAUAUCUUUACCCUACGCUCCUUGCUUACCAUCUACCACCAAUCGUUUUCCCAUCUCUCCAUACUUUUUCAUUUUUUCCCUUCUUCUUUACACUCAUCGAUGAACUAGUUGCCGUAUUUUCACGUGCCUACUCGUAUAAUUCACGUGAGAAAGAAAAGCGAAAGAAAGGAAGGGAAAGGGAGAA
This is a messenger RNA of Eufriesea mexicana, 4911 nucleotides long. Its product is annotated as homeobox protein 2. The coding region runs from base 553 to 4188 and encodes 1211 amino acids. The transcript is spliced from 9 exons. Lineage: Eukaryota; Metazoa; Arthropoda; Insecta; Hymenoptera; Apidae. The record is from RefSeq and is a predicted model, not a curated record.